AUGGUGGGGAACCCGCGCUUGGUGAUCAUUGCCAUCAUCAAUGUACUAGCUGCCGUCACAGGUUCGGUGCUAGUCAUGGAGUGCCUUGUAACCCACCUGAUGCCGGUGAGCAUUUUCACGCCGCCCUUCUUGAUUGCAGUGGUCCUGUCCAUGUCCAUUGACUAUGCCUUGUUUCUUUUGAGCAGAUUCCAGAAGGAGACAGCAGCAGGUGCAGCAGCAGCUGAAGCCAUGGCUAUCAGCCUUUCCACAUCUGGCCGUAUCGUCGCGCAAGCUGGUGUGAUCUUAGCAUGCUGCUUUGCCUGCUUACUGAUGACGCCAGUGCAACUGGUCAGUGCUAUGGGAGCAGGUGGGCUUGUGGCGGUGGCUGUGGCCAUGGCGGCCAACCUCACCUUGACCCCAGCUCUGAUUUUAGGAACGCGACCCACUUUCUGGAUUAGCAAGCCCAAUGCACCUUGUCGACCUUGUCGUCAAUGUCGACCUUGUCGUCAAGCUCCAGAGGGAGAUGCUGAAGCACCAGGUGACGAAGAGUUGCAUGACUCGAUGCCUUCUUCAGACAUGUUGGGUUUCACACCAGCCCUUCCACAAGGCUCGUCCACAGCCAAAAUCUUCCACAGCAUUGGUGAAGAGUUUGGAUAUGAAGUUCUUUUCCCCACAACAAUUGGGCUUGUGGCUCCAGCUGAAGUGAACCUGGAAGCGUGGAGGCUCCAGGCUUGCAAGGCUUUACAGGAGAUUGGGGAAGAGGUGUACAGAAGUGACUUCACGAGUUCAACCUUCAUGAGUGAAGUCAUCAUUGAUGGCAAGUGCUUGGCAGUUGAUGUUGCUGGAAGUCUGCUGAAGUGGUGGCAAACCAAUGGACAGGAAGGUACCGUCGCCUACAUCGACUACCCAUUGAAUCCUUUGUCCAUCGAUGGACAACGAUGGACCAAGAGCUUGCAGAGAGCUGUGGAAGACCAUCAUCGGGGCAGAUGGUAUGUGCAUGGAUAUGGUCCACUCUUGUCCAGCCAAUCUGGUGAGAUUCGCGAGUUCUUUCCAUAUUUGGUUGUUGCAACGGUUUGCGCGGUCCUUCUCAUUUCCAUUUGCUUCACACGAUCUGUUUUAUGGAGCUUGCGGGCCCUCCUUUGCCUGUUCUGGAUGUUAGCUGUUCUUUGGUGUUUGUCCUCCCUCGUCUUUCCUGAAGGGCUGUACUACAUUGUGCCUUCCAUGAUGUUGCCCUUCCUGGUGGGUGUGGCCUUGGAUUAUGACAUUUUCUAUACUGAGGCAGUCUUGGAAGAAUGCAAUGGUGGCCUCCCAGUGAAAAAGGCUGGCAUCAAAGCGCUUGAGAAGACUGCCAACAUCAUCACAGCAGCCGGA
Cladocopium goreaui is the source of this 1350-nucleotide messenger RNA. The record is from the annotation of a GenBank genome assembly. NCBI's taxonomy places the organism in Eukaryota, Dinophyceae, Suessiales, Symbiodiniaceae.